GUUAGCGGCUGCCCGGAGCUUGACUGUGGACACAAAAAACUGCGAAAUCAAGGAGAAGGACAGCGCCCAGAAUAACUGUAAACCUCUGCUAACUGUGAGGAGCAUCGCGGUGGAGAUGGGACCCCGGCCACACUCUCCGGGCUGUCGGACUGUAAAACAGAGUUUCCCCCUGAAUGAGACAUCGCGCUAAUCUGGCUUCACUUGGAGCAGAAAUGGUUACAGGACAUGUCCUUCGGUUUGUUAAAGCCACAGCGCUACAUUCAAGUCUCCAAGCAUGCUACAGUAGUGACAGUAUCUCUCCACUCAGCAGCACUGUUUGAUCCAAGAGAAACGUGCCUUGUAAGGAAGCAGGAUGUUCACAGGCUCCACCAAACUGCCACCCGCUAAAACCCCCCAGCCUGAGCGGCUGGAUGAAGUGUACGCCGCCUUACGUAGAGGCUUACAGUCGUACCUGCAGGUCCACCAGCUGGAGCUGGACAGUCUGGGUCAGCAGAUCAGAGAAAACAAGAGGAACGGUCGUUUGGGCUCUUUGUAUGAGCAGGAUAAGCAAGUGAAAGCCAUUGAGAGGUUUAUGCGUCGCUUGGAAUUCCACCUCAGCAAGGUUGAGGAGCUGUACGAUGCUUACUGUAUACAGCGGCGGCUGCGUGAUGGAGCAAGUAAGAUGGUGGCAGCUUUUAACUCCGCCACUGGCAGCAAAGAGGCCAGAGAGAGCCUGAGUGAAGCCAACAAGGGCUACAGGGAAUGUACAGAGCACAUGUGCUCACUUGAGAGUGAAUUAGAAAGCCAGAUGGGAGAAUUUCACGUCAAGAUGAAGGGCCUCGCUGGCUUUGCACGGCUGUGUGCUGGUGACCAGUAUGAGGUCCUGAUGCGCUAUGGGCGGCAACGCUGGAGGCUACGAGGCCGCGUGGAAGUCAGCAACAAGCAGAUGUGGGACAGCGAAGAGUACAUCUUCCUGCCUCUCGUCACAGAACUGCUGUCAAUCAAGGUGACGGAGCUGAAGAGCCUGGCCAAUCACGUGGUGGUGGGCAGCGUCUCCUGCGAGAUGCUCGACCUGUUCUGCCCACUUCCCCAGACGCUCGCCGUGGAUAUUAACGACCUCGGGACGGUGAAGCUGAACUUGGAGGUCACCUGGAGUCCGUUUGAUAAGGACGACCAGACAUCGUCCACCAGUACAGUUUCCAAACGGCUGCUGUCCAAUCAGAGCCCUCCUGACACACCCUCAAUGCGGGAGCAGGUCUUCUAUUCUCUGCUGAAGCGGCAGGGAGAGCUUGAGAACGGGACCGUCUGGUCCAACUCCUCUGAAUCCUCCGAUGACUCCUCCAGUCCGGCCCUGGCUCACCACGCUCAGAGGCUGUCGGCCUCCAACAUGCUGCAAACCACUCUCACCACUCAGCUGUCGUUCACGCCGCACAAGUCCAGCACGUCGACGCCGUCGCUCUCAUCCAACCAAGAAGAGGACGAGACGGAAGCCAACGAGGCUUUCUCUCAGAUCGACGCUGUGCCCAACGGCCAUCUGCAGACUUCCUGCUCUCACAGCCACACCGGCGAGAGCAGCCCAGACUGUCAUGUGACGGACAGAGCAUCUGUCCAAUCAGCUGACCUUUCUGAAACUUCAGCGGACCUGAGCUGCUCGUGCCCUGACGUUUCUUCUGAACCUCCUGUGUUGUUGGUGGAGAGAACAGACGUGCCUGAAUGUGGCGGCCAACAAGUGUGUAUUUCAGCAGACGAGGUAAAGGAUGAUCCAUCCGAGGACUUGACAGAACAGGCUGAAGCAGAAACAGAGGACAAAACCACUGAGGCUCACAGACAGCCGCACGAGUCCGUCCAGGAGUUAAAACAACCAGAGGAGCCGCCGAUGGUUCCCUUUCCUACUUCUUCUAGUUUCACUCAGGAAGUCGAGACGGCGCUUGAAAGUUUCGACUUUCUCAACUGCUCUGACCUCGAUGAAGAUGAGGAGGAAAAGGAAGAUGAGCAACAAGAGGAAGACGAAGGAGAAAAGGAAGAAGAGGUCGGACAGAAUGAAGAGGACCAAAGCAAAGAGGAGGAAGAGAAAGUAGACGUGGAAGAAAAGGAUGUAGAGAACUUCUACUGUGGAGGAAGUGACGAAGAGGAGGCGGACGGUCUAGAGAUCCUCAUGGAAGCCCCAGAAGGAUUUAGGAACUCCGAUGAAGAUCGUUUCUCUGAAUCACAGGAGUCGAGUGUGGAGGAUAUUCAGGAUUUGGGUCAGGUGGAAAUGCCCGAGGAGGAGGAAGAGGAGGAAGAGGAGGAGGAGGAGCAGGAGGAGCAGGAGGAGGAGGAGCACGGCGAGGAAAAGGGAGAUGAACAAGAUGGAGAGGACACAUCACAUAAUCAGGAGGAGCGUCCCUCCACUCCCACGCAUUUGGCCACUACUGUCUUCUAAUGACACGGUGGAACCAUAGCUAAACCAUUUCCUCCCUGUCUGAUCCGCUCAUGCCAUCUCUCACUUACUGCGGGAUUGGACACCUCGAGGAUGUUCCACUUACUGCUCAGACAAACAAGCUCUUCCAUUACUGCUGAGUUUGUGCACAUAAUUUGCCUAGUUCUGACCAAGAACGAUAAACCUCGGGGUUUCUGCACCUCAGUCAUGACUGAAAAUCCCCCCUCUCACACACACACAUCCCUCCAGAGUCCUCAAUAUUUCACACACACACACACACACACACACACACACACACACACACACCAUCAUGUUGCCUGGGUUAAAGUGGGAUACCACUUAGUUUACACAUUCACUAACUGUUCCUGUCAUGUGAAAAUCCAGUGUCCUAAAUGUAAACAUUUCAGGAACAGCUAAAAGCGGCCUUGUUUUUGGCGUUCUAACAGUGCAUUUUCUUCAGUAAUUUAACAGGUUUUCAUAGAGGCAUACAAUCAUUCAUCGAGGUGAAAGCAAGAAGACAAAGCCAAAAGACGAGGUUUUCAAAACUAUCAGUAUUUGUAGACGUUUGAGGUUAUGAUUCGCAGUGUUAAAUCGGUGUACAGCCCCGGAGCUCUUUCACUGUUUGUGUCAGAGGAAAGACUUUCAUGAGCAUGUGAUGUUUGUCUGAAGAUUUUCAUUGACGUGAGCUACAGUGCUGUGGACGUGAUGUCAUUUCCAAACCAGGAAUGCACCCUGAAAAUCAGGAGGUUGUAUUCAAAAAAUUCACAUGUGCAGAAGUUACAUUUAACCUUCAAAACAACACCAGGACCCAGGCUGAACCUAUGAUCAUGACUUAGAGUAGAAAUGGGUAUCAACACUUGAAGUAUAGGAGUUUCUUUAAAUAAGUCUCUCUUCAAAACUUUUUUUUUUAUACAAACAUACAAACAGUUUGCAGUGUAAACUAUAUUUAAACCUGCAUGUGUAGCUGCCUCACACUGCCAGCAUGUUUGUAUAAAAAGUGUGUAAGCUAGGCUCCGGUCCAAGGAAGCCAUCGGGUCUGUAGCUGUGUACAAAAGCCGCCUCACGGGGGCGCUAUAGUCUUUCAGCAUCAUGCUUUACAUUGAUCUACAAAAGCCUCUUCAUUCAGAAAGUGCCUCAAGUGACAAAAGAUGUAAGGUUUCAAAUGAGCGAAUGCCAUGACAGAAGAGAUCAGGCAAAGAUAACAGUGUUUAUUUUCUGAAUUACUUUAAGAGUGUGCACAAUAAGAGAUAUUUACUGUUUCAUAUAAAGAAUUGUAUAUGUCUUGAAAUGUUAAAAUGUUUAUGUUCAGAAAUGUUAAAACUUUAUAAAGGUUUCUUUAAAAUUAA
Molecule: messenger RNA, 3744 nt
Organism: Thunnus maccoyii (southern bluefin tuna)
Lineage: Eukaryota; Metazoa; Chordata; Actinopteri; Scombriformes; Scombridae
Product: rho family-interacting cell polarization regulator 1-like
Exons: 18
Coding region: 353-2401 (682 amino acids)
Source: RefSeq, a predicted model, not a curated record